CGUCCUCUCUCGAGACGAGAAGGGAAGGGAGACCUGCCUUGCCUUGCAUUGGCUCUCUCUCUCUCUCUCUCUCUCUCUCUCUCUCUUUCUCUCUCUGUCAUCGUUGUCUCGCUCUUUCGUCUCCUGUCUCCAUCUGCAGAGCCCACGAGUUUGUCACCUUCUCCUUCGAUCAAAAUUCCGUCUCUCCUCCCAUGCAAUCUAUCGAAUCGGAUUUUAUUUAUUGCCUGUGACUGGAGGAGAUUUCUCUCUCAUUUUCCUGUAAGAUUGGAGCGAACACAGCCUUCUUCAGCAUCUUCUUGCCGUGUCUGAUCAGGAAGCAAUGGGAGUUUGCAGAAGGUGAACAUGUCGAAGACAUUCUGUUCGAGGUUCUCAUUUUCAACGCACAGAGGGGGAGGGAGGGAGGGAGGAUUUCUCCGGAUUGUAUUGAGUUUCUUUUCUCGACAUGAUAGUGAUACACUGAGGAUUUGAAAUUCAUUUCUCCAUCAUAUCUGGUCCUGUUAGAUUCCCCUUUACCGAGGUGAGGUGAGGUGAGGUGAUAUUCAACAGGAGCGGGGGAGAAACACAACGGAGACAAAGAGAGACAGGACAGGACAGGACAGGACUCUCUUGCCAUCCCAUCCUAUAGUAUUCGAGGGCAAAAGAUGAAUUUCUUGGCCAUCCUAUUGACGCUUUCUUUUGAAUGGACUAGCGUAAGGAUUUCAAUGGAUUAUUUCAUGAGGUCCCGCCAGGGAUUCUCCUCAACCUGGUGAUAUUCAACAAACAGAGAAAUAGGCAGAGAUGGACGAGGACAUGGAUGAAUUUUAUUGCGUGGAAGUUAUUUCAGUUGAAGAAUAUGAUCCGGAUUACGAAUUUGAAGCGCCUCGCUAUUUUGAUUUUAGCCGCCCGGAAACGGACUGGGAGGUUGAAGAGGCACAACGCUGGUUCGAGUCCGCCGGAACUUGUCCGCCUUCACCUUUUAUAGCUAAAAUGAAUUGGGGUAAAGGUUUAUAUUUUGGAGCUGCAAACAUCAUGGAGGAGGAGGAUCACAAGCACAUGAACUCCAUCAGUACUGACAUGGAUUGUAGUAUGGGACCUGAGACAUCUUCAUCUGUUCAAUAUAAUGGAGUUGAAGAAACCUGGACAGUCCCAAAAAAGUCUCCAGUUAAGCCAUCUCCGGCGAGAAGUUCAACCCUGAUGAAGCCAACAGCAAGUCAUUUGGCAAAGCAACGUCAAUGUCAAGAAGUUCACUUCCACAGAUUGUUAAGUUGUAGGUCUCAAAAGUUCCAACUCAGAGAUCAGGAGACGACUUCACAGCAUUCAUCCAUUAUCGAGAACUAUGCUACUAAACGACAGAAGCUAGAAGCUGGUUAUUUGCAAAAGGCUGCGAAUUUGAAGCACCGAGCUGUGCUACAUCACAAAUUAUCUGAGACGGUUAGUAAAAAUGUUGACUCGCUGCUUACUAGACUUAGAGUUACUGUUCCAAGGGAACCUCACCUAGAAACAGCACAGAGGGCUCUAAGGCAUAGAUCCAAGCACGUUGCUGAGUCAGCUGAAUGUAUCAAAUCAAACUUGCCCAGUAUGAGGGCACAAAACGUGGACCGUAAAAUACAGGAAUGCCUCCCUAAGAAAGUCACUACACCAUUGCCAGAAUCCCGGAUAGUUGAUACCCCUAAUCCUAUCACUGUUUCACAGAGCGGAGAAACAGAGUCCAAUAGGUCAAAGUCCUAUGAAGCUACAAAACUGAAAACACACGAAGUGAAACAAAAACUUAGAGCUCGCCCACCAGAUAAGGAGCUUAAGCUAUCAACAUGUAAGCAUGAUGUGCCCAUAACUUCGUUUCAGAAGUUGACAUUGGAAUCUGAAGUAUGGACGAACUUGAAAUCCCAACCGAAGUGUUUAAAAGAAAAUGCGCCUGUCUUAGUCCAGCAAGUACAACAGGUGGUGAAACCAACGAAGGAAAAGCCAUUGCCAUUUGCCGGGAAGCAGCUGCCACGCGAGAGGGCUCAAAGGAAUAAUCCCCUUACAAGAUCACAAACUAAAUAGGUCAGGGAAGUCAGUAUAUCAACUCAACCAGGUUGGUUUGUUUGGUACUUAUAUGGAAUUCUUACUAUAUAUAUUGAUACCUUCUCCUUGCUGAUGGAGCAUAUAUAUAUAUAUAUAUAUAUAUAUGUAUAUAAAUAUGUUCUUUGCAUUGAUUAUAAAGACGGAGAGUACUUUGUAUGAGUGAAAAGUCAUUGCCAGGAACACAAUAGUUUAAAGGAAAGUAUAAAAACCGUCAUUGUGGUUUGAGUUUGAGACACUAUAGUUUUUCGAGGAACAACCAACGCCCCGUGCUUUGCUUCGCGAGACUUAAUGGACCUAAUUGUUAGUUUUUUCAUCACUUUUUGUCCUCAAUUUUUUCUCAUUGCCAUUAUUACCCUCAAGUUUUCAAUUUUUUUUCAAUUUGGUUCUAAAAUUCGAAAAAAAAGGGGAAGGGGCUAGGACUGUUGGUCGGCGACACUGACCUUACCAUUGAGGUCGCCUGCAUCCACAGAGAAUGCCUCCAACCAUAGAGGUGGGGUUGGGAUCGCGGUUUGGCGAUCCUCGCUCCCGAAUCGAUCAGGAUCUCAAACUUAAGAUCCCGAUCGAUUCAGGGGCGGGAUUGUCAAUCCGCAACCUCGACCCCACCUCGAGGUUUCUGGCAUCAUCAGUGGUGUUGGGGUCGUCGACUGGGCCCCCUCCCCUUUUUUUCAAAUUUAGGAUUAAAUUGCAAAAAGUUGAAAGUUUGAUGAUACUGGUGUAAAAAUAAAAGUUUGAGGACCAAAAGUGAUGUAAAAAUUAAACGGGGAGGUCCAUUAUGUAUCACAAAACAAACUACAGGGUAUUGAUUGUUUCUCGAAAAACCACAUAGUAUAAUUUGUCUCAAACUCAAAUCAUAAUUGAGAUUUUUGUCCUUUUCCCUAGUUUAAAUGUUGUGGAGCUCCUAUGUAAAGAUCAAAUCUCAAAGGUAAAUAAGAUACGAGGUGCAGGUGCCACAGCCCAGGCAUUUUUAUCAAAUUUAAGAGGGCAACAGACCGGAGUCUUCAGCUUUUUUAAGUUUAAGGUAUAUGCUUUGCAUUGUUAAAAAAAAUAUAUCUUUAAGCCCUUUGUAUUGAAGCUUAAUUUAGUUUGGGAGGAUAAUAAAAAUGGAGGGCCGCCGUUUGACGUUCAGUUUCAGCCGUGAAGGGGAAGGGAAUGGGAGCACCCAAUUAAGGCCUAGAGGCCAAAAAUGAGCCCAGUCCAGGCCCACUUUAUAACGUUUAGAUGGAUGGAGGGACCAAGGCAAAGACAGACCAGGGGGGAAAGAAAAAAAAAAAAAA
Messenger RNA from Punica granatum (pomegranate), 3317 nucleotides. The record is from RefSeq and is a predicted model, not a curated record. Lineage: Eukaryota; Viridiplantae; Streptophyta; Magnoliopsida; Myrtales; Lythraceae.